AUGACGAUGCUGCAAAGUAGUCUCCACCGCUUGCCGUUGCUUUGGUUAUUCGUGGUUAUUCUCAUCAGCAGUGCCCUCCAAGCAGCCGAAGCAUCCACUUCUUCUUCUUCUUCUUCGAGUACUACUAGCAGUAGUACCCCACAACCAACAGGAACAGCACUGGCGAAAACCAGCACGGUCCCCGUGAUUGACUUGUCGAAUCCCAACGACGACGAAUUGGCGCAACAAAUUGCCGACGCGUGUUCUACGUACGGAUUUUUCCAAGUAACAUCGCAUGGGAUUUCGGUAGACUUGAUGACACGGUUCCGACACCAAUGCGCGCAGUUUUUUGAUUUGGACGCAACCACAAAGAAGGCCCUCCGCCGCAACAGUCACAAUGCGCGAGGAUUCUUUGACGAUGAAUUGACCAAACAACGACGCGAUUGGAAGGAAUGUUUGGAUUUUGGUGUUCCUGGAAGUCGAUUGUGGGAUGCCGCCGAUGACUCGCCGUUUAAUGCGUGUUUGGAUGGAUUCAAUCAAUUUCCUUCUGUAUUGCCUGAAUUUCGACCCACCAUGGUGGAGUACUUUGACGCGUGCGCCAAACUAUCGCAUCGCGUGGCAUGCUUAAUGGCCCGAGGCAUGGGAUUGCCCGAGACGGAUUCCUUCCUUCAAGAUUUGAAACACCAGCACAGUUCCUAUCUCCGUUUGAAUUACUAUCCUCCCUGUCAACAACCCUCUGCUGCCGUCACAAAUGAACCAGACCCAACGCCAUUAGGCAUUUCUCCCCAUAAAGAUGCUGGAUUCUUGACGGUCUUGUUGCAAGAUGACGAGUGUCAUUCGCUACAAGCAUUCAUGGAUGGGCAAUUCGUAUCGGUCCAACCGGUGCCCGGCGCCGUUACCAUUAAUACCGGAGACAUGGCACAAAUCUGGUCCAAUGGACGCUACAAGGCACCCCUGCACCGAGUCUUGACGGAUCCGACCAAGAAACGAUACUCGGCACCCUUCUUUUACAAUCCCGGAUACAAUUGGCUCGUCACGCCACUACCAAACGAUAGUAGUGAUAUGCCAAAAUACUUUGGCUGCUUGUGGGGAUACUUUCGGGCGGUUCGAUUUGCCGGGGAUUUGACCAAUCUAGGAGUGGAAAUACAAAUUGACGAUUACGAGACGCAAAAACAACCGCCUUCAGCUCAUUUGAAACGACAAAAGUACUUUCAGGAAGGACGGUGGACAUCGCUGCCAUUUGAUGUCGAACGGUAUCGAGUGCUCAUUCAAGAAUUUCCGGAUGAAAUGAGUAGCUAG
Molecule: messenger RNA, 1278 nt
Organism: Seminavis robusta
Lineage: Eukaryota; Bacillariophyta; Bacillariophyceae; Naviculales; Naviculaceae
Source: the annotation of a GenBank genome assembly